AUGUUACCUGAUGUUUUCCGUGGUCCUUGGGGAGGAAGCCACUGCCGUGAUUCUCCGGUGCAAACAAUUCGAAAGUGCUCCUGUUCCUCAGGAACCUGCCACGCAAACGACCAGUACAUUGAGCAAUUCAAGGACACACUCCAGACUUGUGUUCCAAACAAAGUUGCUGCAUUUAUUGCUGAGCCAAUUCAAGGCGUAAAUGGAGCUGUUCAGUUUCCCAAAGGAUUCCUAAAGGAGGCUUAUCGGUUGGUGCGUGAAAGGGGAGGUCUCUGCAUAGCAGAUGAGGUUCAGACUGGAUUUGGUCGAACGGGCAGUCAUUUCUGGGGAUUUCAAGGUCACGAUGUCAUUCCAGACAUAGUUACCAUGGCCAAAGGAAUUGGUAACGGCUUUCCCAUGGCGGCAGUUGUGACCACAGCAGAAAUUGCACAUAGUUUGACAGAGAACCUCCAUUUCAACACAUUUGGAGGCAAUCCUGUGGCAUGUGCAGUUGGAUCUGCGGUCCUGGAUGCAAUAGCAGAAGAUGGCUUGCAGAAAAAUUGCCAAGAGAUUGGAACUCACUUGCUCUUAGAGUUUGCAAAGCUGCGGGAUAAGUUUGAAAUUAUUGGAGAUGUUCGUGGCAAAGGACUUAUGAUUGGGAUAGAGAUGGUCAAGAAUAAGGAAACUCGCCAGCCACUUCCAGCUGAAGAGAUGGACCAGAUUUGGGAAGACUGCAAAGAUAUGGGGUUGCUGAUUGGCAAAGGAGGGAUAUAUUCACAGACAUUUAGAAUUAAACCUCCGAUGUGCAUUACUAAGGAAGAUGCGGAUUUUGCAGUGGCCGUCUUCCAUGAAGCCUUAAUAAGACGUAUGGAAAGAACAACAGCUGAAAAAUAG
Molecule: messenger RNA, 870 nt
Organism: Protobothrops mucrosquamatus (brown spotted pit viper)
Lineage: Eukaryota; Metazoa; Chordata; Lepidosauria; Squamata; Viperidae
Gene: AGXT2
Product: alanine--glyoxylate aminotransferase 2
Exons: 8
Coding region: 1-870 (289 amino acids)
Biological process (GO): glyoxylate catabolic process
Cellular component (GO): mitochondrion
Molecular function (GO): pyridoxal phosphate binding; L-alanine:glyoxylate transaminase activity
Source: RefSeq, a predicted model, not a curated record